AUGAUUCUUGCUCUACUUUCCCUCUUACUCUUGGCUGUUGCCACCUCGGCUCAGCCUUACUAUGAUUACACCCUGCAAGGAACCCAAAAGUGUGCCUUGAUCAACGUCGCCAUGGACGAAUCCGGUUCCAUGUUCACCGAGCAAGUUUUCUUGAAGGAUGUGGCGCUUCCCGGCAUUGUUUCUACUUUGCAGACUCCAGCCUACGGUUUCGAUCAUGUCUUUGUCUGUUCCAACGGCUUUGGAAAUCCUCCUGCCAAUCCUGGCGUCGAUCCAGACGGCUACCGUUUCAUUGGUUGUUCGGAUGGGUUGACUCUAGCCAUCUUGGACUGGUCUCGAAGCUUUGCAGGUACUCACGAAGACGGAUAUACUGCUUUGAUCAAGUCUAUUGAUCGUGUUCCCGCUGCCAUUGAUGGCGUGGAUUUGGCUCAGACUUGCGGAAGCAUGGCCAAGAAUGUCAUUUUGGUUUCCGAUGAAGAUCGCGAUCAUCACACAGCGGAUGCCGGUGUCACUCAAGCCUCGGUCGUCAACAAGAUUCAAGAUCGUCAAUACGUUGCUAACUUGAUUGUCAAUGUCUAUAUUGGCGAUAUCGAUGCCAGCAACCUCGGCAUGCGGUACAAUUAUGAUCCUGCCGUGCAAGCUGCAUUGGUCCCACCAACUUAUCCCAAUGAGGUCUUUGUGGCUGUCAAGCUUGCCAACGGUACUUUGGAUGGAAACUACGACCUUGUUCCAUAUACCCUAAUGGAUUACACUGGUUACAUUACCAAUGGCCAGGGCAAUACUGUUGCUGACUAUGCUACACUGAUUGAAAAUACACCAGGAGCCAUUUGGUCCAUUCAAACUCUGCGCCGAGGAAUCCUUCUCGGUCAGCCUGAGUUGUCUCAAGCCUUUGCCAAGGCCUUUAUCGACAUCAAGACUUGCGAGAUUGCCAUGUGUCGUCCUCCAGAAGCUGGCGGUGAUCCGCACAUUACCACUUGGAAGAAUGAACACUAUGAGUUCCACGGUCAGUGCGAUUUGGUAUUGGCCAAGGAUCCAGACUUUGGCAAUGGCCUUGGCUUGGACGUUCACAUUCGCACCAAGAUUGUCCGUUAUUGGUCCUACAUUCAGUCCGUGGCCAUUCGCAUUGGCACCGACGUCCUUGAGAUUCAAGGCAAUUCCGACUCGAAUCUGGAUCCGGACUACUGGAUCAACUUUGAGCAUUUGGGCGACUUGGAUACCUUUGCCGGGUGUCCCGUCACCCAAACUACGUCCGGACCUCACAAGCGUUCUUAUCAGAUUGACCUCCGAACCAAGGUUCCUGGCCACAGCCUUCGGAUUGAUCUCUUUCGGGAAUUUGUCCGCGUCAAGCUCAAUGGCGAAAAGACGGCCUACCACCAAACCGAGGGGCUCUUGGGAGAUCCCAUUACUGGCAAAAUGUUGGCCCGCGAUGGUGUCACUGAGUUUGCUGACUACGUUGACUUUGGCAUCGAGUGGCAAGUUUUGCCAUACGAACAAAAGCUCUUUCACGAAAUGGCUCCUCCUCAAUUUCCUGAACUCUGCCUCCUUCCCGAGGAUCCUCGUGGAGAGCGUCGCCGCCGUUUGGCCGAGAGUGAGAUUAGCGUGGAAGAGGCUCGUCGUGCUUGUUCCGCUUUGCAAGAUUCCUUGAGCAUCCAAGAUUGUGUCUACGACAUUUUGGCCACUCAGGACUUGGACAUGGUUGGGGCUUUUUAG
Cylindrotheca closterium is the source of this 1707-nucleotide messenger RNA. NCBI's taxonomy places the organism in Eukaryota, Bacillariophyta, Bacillariophyceae, Bacillariales, Bacillariaceae. The record is from the annotation of a GenBank genome assembly.